GAAGUCUCCAUCCUUGCAUCACACGUACACAUCUAUCCAUCGAUCCAGUCCGCCCCGCAGCAGCAGCAGAUAGCUAGCUAGCUAGCAAACAAUGGCGGCGGAUCAUGAAUUGCGAGCUGCAGCAGUGGUGAUGGUGGUGGUGGUGGUGCUGGGCAUGGUGUCGACGUCGUCGGCGCACGUGUUCGUGGGGGCGUACAACACGACGUGCCCGAACGCGGAGGACAUCGUGUACAAGGAGAUGACCAGCAUCCUCGCCAAGUCGCCGGAGCUCGCCGGGCCGGUGCUGAGGCUCUUCUCCGUGGACUGCUUCGUGGGCGGCUGCGAGGGGUCCAUCCUGCUGGACUCGACGCCGGGGAACAAGGCGGAGAAGGACUCGCCGCUGAACAAGGGAGUGAAAGGGUACGAGGUGGUGGACGCCAUCAAGGCCAAGCUCGACGCCGCCUGCCCCGGCAUCGUCUCCUGCGCCGACACCCUCGCCCUCGCCGCCCGCGACGUCGUGCGCCUGACGAAAGGGCCGUACAUCCCACUUCCGACAGGUCGGAGAGAUGGCAACAGCUCUAACGCCGCCGAUGUGGCCGCCAACUCUCCUGCCCCCGGCGCCACCGUCAACGACCUCCUCACCAUCUUCGCCAAGUUCAACUUCACCGCCAAGGAUCUUGCCGUCCUCUCAGGUGCGCACACGAUCGGCAAGGCCCACUGCUCCGCCUUCUCCACCCGCCUCUACAGCAACUCCUCCUCCAACGGCGGCCCCACGCUGGACGCCAACUACACGACGGCGCUCCGCGGGCAGUGCAAGGUCGGCGACGUGGACACCCUCGUCGACCUCGACCCCCCAACCCCGACCACCUUCGACACCGACUACUACAAGCAGGUGGCCGCGCAGCGGGGCCUCCUCGCCACCGACGCCGCGCUUCUCCUCAACGCCGACACCAAGGCCUACGUCCUCCGCCAGGCCAACGCCACCUCCGACGACGAGUUCUUCGCCGACUUCAUCGUCUCCUUCGUCAACAUGAGCAAGAUCGGCGUGCUCACCCACUCCCACGGCGAGAUCAGGCACAAGUGCUCUGCUGUCAACCCGCCGUCGCCGCCGUCCUCCGCCGCCGCCUCCAUGCUCGCCACCUCGCUCGCCGGCUCGCUUCUCUUCCUCCUCGCGGGGGUCCUCGUGCUGCUCUUCUGAUCGAUCCAUCGAUCGAUCUCACACAUUUUACAUGCAUGCGUGCGUGCAAAUUGGACAAACUGUUGUACUGAUUGUUCGUACGUCGUUUCGUCGUCAUUUCUGGAUUUGUUUUACAAAAACCAAUGAUUUUUCCUUGAUUUUCUUUUAAUUUGUCAUGUGUGCAGGGUUAUAACCCUUGUUUGUUUACUUAAUUUCCAAAGGGACAAAUUUGUAUCUUGGGAGAUGAAAUCUCCGAUUGUUGUAACUGUGGCCGGACGGACGUCAAUCAAGGGCCAAAUGAAUCGUGAUUUGUUGUGAAUAAU
Messenger RNA from Oryza sativa Japonica Group (Japanese rice), 1479 nucleotides. RefSeq names its product peroxidase 1-like. Gene Ontology annotation, biological process: response to oxidative stress; hydrogen peroxide catabolic process. Gene Ontology annotation, cellular component: plasmodesma; plant-type cell wall. Gene Ontology annotation, molecular function: heme binding; peroxidase activity. The record is from RefSeq and is a predicted model, not a curated record. NCBI's taxonomy places the organism in Eukaryota, Viridiplantae, Streptophyta, Magnoliopsida, Poales, Poaceae.